Messenger RNA from Cannabis sativa, 3005 nucleotides. RefSeq lists its product as uncharacterized. NCBI's taxonomy places the organism in Eukaryota, Viridiplantae, Streptophyta, Magnoliopsida, Rosales, Cannabaceae. The transcript has 10 exons. Bases 328 to 2754 code for a protein of 808 amino acids. The record is from RefSeq and is a predicted model, not a curated record. Gene Ontology annotation, molecular function: cysteine-type peptidase activity. Gene Ontology annotation, biological process: proteolysis.
UGAUCCAUUAGAUGCACGCUGGUCAGUUGUCUUGACGACACAACCAAAAGAUUAUGAUAAUCAAGAGUGUAAUGGCGAUGAUCUCAUGCUUAGUGACCAAAUUCAUCAAAUCACCCCACCACCUGUUGAUGUCACCGUUGGGGACGAUAUCAUAUCAUCUCGUGAUGAUGGUGAAGGAUUAUGGUUGAACGAAUCUAUCAACACAUGAUUCAUAUAUCAAACACGUAUUGGUAUUUAGUCUUUUUCAUAUAUUUACAUUUAGCUAUUAUUUUGACUAUUCUUGUAUAUUCUAAUGUAUGAUUUUAAAUUUGUGUAGGCUUUUAUAUCAUGGAACGAGGUGGGGACGAUGAGUGGAGUGCAUGGAUGGAUUAUGAUGGUGAUGAUGGUCCAUCCUUGCCAGAAGGAUCUAGUGUUGAUCCUGAACAGCCAUCUGUGGAAGAAGGUAGUGGUGAUCCUGAAGAACAAACACAAAAAAAUACUCGCGGGAGAAGCAAACGAAAUGAUAUAACAAAAAUGGUUAGCGAGGGAAGAAAGAUGGAGAUUGAGUACAAUCACUACGGACAACACUGGGGAACGGGAGGGACGGCAAAAGUUACCCGAAUUGGAGCAUGGGUGCGAACUAAUAUUCCACUUAGAGACAUUACGUGGCCUAAAGUGAGCCAGGACCUUAAAAACCAAUUAUGGGAACACAUAAAGGUCGCGUUUGAUGUACCAGACACAGAUAAGAGGAUGACAAUUGCUAAAGGUGGAGAUAGGUGGAAAGAUUGGAAAAGUACCCUAACAGAAGGUAUUUUUACAUUCAAAGAUGUCGCUCCCCAUCUUCUCGAGAAGCCCCCCAAACUUUAUGAAAAAAUAAUUAAUUUGCAAGAAUGGAGAGAGUUUGUGGACUCGAGAUUAAGUCCAGAAUUUGGUGUGAAGAGGAAGAGGGCCCAAGAGAGUAGGGCUUGUAAUCUUUAUCCCCAUCGCACUGGACGAGGUGGUGUAAGGAUGAUUCAAGAACAGAUGGAGAAAGAGGUCGGCCACCAAAUUACUGAAUUUGAUAGAUCUGAAAUUUGGAAAAGAUCUCGCACUAAGUCUAAUGGCGAGGUGGAGGGCCCAACUGCAGAAGUCGUUAAACGGAUUGAUGAAUUACGCAAGCAAGUGGCAGAGGGUCUUGUACAAGUGGAAGGUAAAAGAGAUGUGCUGACCAUGGCGCUCGGGACAGAUGAGCAUGGUGGUCGGGUUCGAGCCAUGGGUUUCGGCGUCACCCAAACCCAAUAUUUCAACACACCACGCCCUAAAAGGAAAAAUGUCGAUGGGUCGAACCAGGCAUCAUCUGAAUUGGAGAGACGCGUGCGUGAGACAGAGGAACGCAACAGAAAGUUGGAGGAUAAAGUGGAUGAGCUCAUUCGUUUUAUUAGAGCAUCAACUGAACCACAGAACGUUGACAUUGCCUCCGAACCAGUAGCACGACCGUCGAGUGCUGCCAAUGUCUACUCUGCACCAGAUCCCAUAGUACAACCGUCAGGUGAUGCCAAUAUCUACUCUGCACCAGAUCCCAUAGCACAACCGUCGGGUACUGCUAAUGUCUACUCUCCAUCACCCCCGCGUUUUCGAGAGGAAAUUGCUCCAGCAGCAGCACCGCCACCUACUGGUGGUAGUUCGGAAGAGACCUUACCAUGUUGGAUGCACUGUCUGUUGGAGCCUAGUGGGAUGGUACUGAAGGUUGCUUCAGGCCACAUUGUGAAGGAGAAAUAUUUGAAAGAUGGAAAGUUUUCCAUUAACAUGGAAGAAUACCUACACAAAGAUUAUCGUCGGAGUCAAGCUGUAAAUGGUCAUGUGGCAUGGCCAAAAGACUAUCUUACAGCUGUUGGGAAAUAUUUGACACAACCACCCACCAAGAAACUUCAGAAGCAACCCGUGAAGAAAAGCUCUGAAGAUUUACUCGGUCCUCCAACACAGCCUCUAAAACACCCUGGGAGGCCGAGUAAGGCAAAAGUUAAUGCAAAGUAUGCCCAACCACGCCAAACUUCUUCCAUUAUUGCAUUUUGGAACUUCGUCAAAAGGUGGCCCAAGUCAUCCAUGCUCCAAUUCCAAGUCCAGAAUGAGCUAUUUGGGGUCGCAGAUGACUCUAUUUGGCUUGCUAAGAGUGACAUUCAAGAAUUGUGCACCAUGCAAUACUUGGGAGCCCAACAAAUAGGAGUUUGGUGCAAGUACCUUAAAGAAAGACUGCUGGACAUGGGUGGGUUGAAUCGAGUCUAUGAAUUUUUGAAUCCGGGUGCGAUUGCCACCGAUGCAGGGGAUGAGAGUAAUCGUUGCCAAGCACUAGUCGCUCGAAUGACUAGGAUGACUAAUUCAGAGAAAUGGCUUAUUGCCCCAUAUAAUAAUAGGAAGAUGUUUCACUGGAUGCUUGUAGUGAUCCAGCCAAGUACGCAGACGGUGGCGUACUUGGAUUCAGGCAACGACGACAUCCCGGAUGAUUUGAACUUUAUUAUAUCCACAUCGUUCACAAUGUAUAACCGAAUGGUACGACGACCUGAUCGACCUACCCAGUGGAUGACUCCUAUUUGUCCUCAACAACCCGAUGACAAACAGUGUGGAUACUACGUCAUGAAAUUCAUUGAAAGUUUCAUGGUCGUAGAAGAUCCAAUACAAUUGUUGACCCGACAAGAUAGGUUCUCCACUCCGUACACUAAUGAUGAGAUAAAUAUUAUGCGUGAUCGGUGGAUUCAUUAUGUGAAAGCGGAAGCGGAGCGACAACAGUUACCGUGUUAGAUAGUGUGUAUACAUAUACAUAUUUAGAUGAUAUUAAUUAGCGUUAGUUCAAUUAUUGUGACUAUACAAAAUUUUAAAUAUAUUUAGACGUUAGUUUAAUUGUUGUCACUAUGCAGAUUUUUACAAAAUUUAAAAAUUAAUGCAGGGAAAAAAAUUGCAGAAAAUUUGUUUUUUUUUCCUAUUUUUCAAAUGUACCGACCGAAAAAAACCGUCGCUAAAAAAAUUCAAAAACGAAACCAGCAUAUAAGGCA